Rhizoctonia solani is the source of this 1104-nucleotide messenger RNA. Its product is annotated as extracellular metalloprotease. Gene Ontology annotation, molecular function: metallopeptidase activity. The record is from RefSeq and is a predicted model, not a curated record. Lineage: Eukaryota; Fungi; Basidiomycota; Agaricomycetes; Cantharellales; Ceratobasidiaceae. The transcript has 5 exons. Bases 1 to 1104 code for a protein of 367 amino acids.
AUGCGCAAAUAUAAAGCUCUGGCCGAGGGAGAUCUUCCACACUAUCAAAUAAAAGAUUCAAUCAAAGCUACCAACUCGCAUUUCUCCGGAUUGGGGCUCAAGUUAAACUUGAAGAGCGUUGAUCGUACCACCAACGCAACAUGGUUUAAUUAUGUCGCUCCGAACUUACCCACCAACACGGCCAUGAAAAACUCCCUGCGUAAAGGAGGCGCUGCCGACCUAAACAUUUAUACUGUUGGAUUCAAAGGUGGCCCAGGAAAGGGAUUACUCGGCUAUGCCACCUUUCCUUCCACCUAUGAAUCUAACCCAAAGGAUGAUGGCAUCGUCAUUCAGUGGUCCACAGUUCCUGGAGGUAGCAACGUCAAUUACGACGAAGGAAAGACACUUACUCACGAGCUCGGACACUGGCUUGGAUUAUAUCACACCUUCCAAGGGGGCAAUUGUUCAGGAACUGGGACUAUGUCGAUGAUACCCCUUCCGAAGCAACCCAUCGGCCGGAUGCCCGGUUGGAAAAGAUACGUGCCCAGAUGGUGGCGUAGACCCAAAGGGAUAUUGUUCGCCCCGGAUUCUCCGAUUACUUGCUCUAUUCUGGAGACCACAAAUCCGCGCGAUAUCAAGGCCCUCGGAAGAAUGGUUCCAAACUUUGACGAGGCGAUCUGGAAGCGCGAGCGUUUAAACAUCAUAAUCGAAGGCUCGCGUCUCAAGUUCGAGCAAAGCGAAUAUCUAAAAAUAAAGUUAUUAGCCACAGGAGACAGUGAGCUUGUUGAAGCAAGUCCUUUUGAUCGAAUAUGGGGUAUAGGUUUUGGCGCAAAAAGUGCUCCAAUGAAGCGUGACAAAUGGGGAGAAAACCUACUGGGGAAAGCACUUAUGAUUGUACGACAGGGGCUUAAAGGCAAAGCUGCUGGCGACGAUGUGGAUUCUGAACCUGAUCCGGGUCAGGAAGAGGCUCGUUGGGGGACUAGCUCUCCUCAAUUAACUAAGUUUUGUUGCAAGAAUUAUUUUAUAUCUGAAAUAUCCCUCCACAAUCAGGCCGUGCAUGCAGCAAGCGGCUUUCAUGGUAUGCACGUAUGCGACAGUUCCCGCUCCAUUGGCAAUUCUAAUUAG